AUGUCUAUCACUCUCGUAUACUUCCUUAUUUCGAAAACAAUGAGCAUAGCGUUUGCAGAAGAUUUCGGUGAUAAACAAGACGAACACCUAUUAUAUAAGGUUUGCUUGGAGAAGCUUCGUCUAAAACCACAAUUAUUUAAGUCUCGUGAUGGUGAACUUGUUCAACAGUUGGUCUCGUGUUGUAUGAAGUCAUUUGAG
This is a messenger RNA of Acaulospora colombiana, 198 nucleotides long. The record is from the annotation of a GenBank genome assembly. Lineage: Eukaryota; Fungi; Glomeromycota; Glomeromycetes; Diversisporales; Acaulosporaceae.